Molecule: messenger RNA, 684 nt
Organism: Naegleria gruberi
Lineage: Eukaryota; Heterolobosea; Eutetramitea; Acrasida; Naegleriidae
Exons: 1
Coding region: 1-684 (227 amino acids)
Source: RefSeq, a predicted model, not a curated record
AUGUUUGAAAUAGUUGUCUUGAUUAUUAUUGUGCUAAUUCUCUCUCUUGUUGCCUCUUAUCAUUAUUACAUGAAUAUUCGAUCUGAACAACCCUAUCUCAGGAAGGGUUCUGAAUCACUCGAAUCAAAACCAAUCAAGAUUAUUCUACAUGGACCUUGUGCCUCUGGAAAAUCAACUCAUUCAAAAGAACUGUCAACAGCAUUAAAUAUUCCAUUGAUUGAUGCAGAUUUACUUCGGUUUUAUCCUGCUCAUGAAUUUGAGUGGAAACUUAAAAGUGGCAAUGAGUAUAUUUCUGCCAUCGAGAAGGAAAUGAAGCAAUUUAAGGAUAAGGGUUGGGUUUUUGACGGCAGAGUUUUGAAAUUACCAUCCAUAAUUAAAGAAGCAAAUGUUUUAAUAAUCAUGGAUUAUGCACUCAUUGUCACUUUUUGGAGAUUGUUUGUGAGGUGUGUCAGUAGAUGGAUUUACAAUACCAAAUGUUGUAAUGGAAAUGUUGAGAAAUGGUCUAAUCAUUUGGGAAAGGACUCUCUGUUUUUGUAUGAAUUUAACAGUAUGUUAGAUGCCAAGAAACGUGACUUGGGAAUGAAGAAACAUUUCGAGGAUAAUCCCCAUCUUCAUGUUUUCAAAGUACUGUCUCCAAGAGACUUGAAAUAUUUGUUAAAGAAACUCGACUUUAAAAGUUUGUAA